UGGCAAAGUAGCGCCAAAUACGGUCUUUGCGUUACGUACUGUAGAAUAUGGAUAGACCAUAGCCACACCGCUAAUCACCCAGUGUAAAAAGUGUAGACAUGAGUGUCCAAUCUUUUCAAUUGUCUGAAUUAGAGGAAAAAGCUCGUGCAAGUGCACUGAAAAGAGUUUCUGAUCAUUUUCAAAAGCCAGAACAACUGGAUAAGAUAGAUAUUAUUAAAUCUAGAUUUCUAAAUCAAAAGACUGCCACAGAAGCUCAGUUAAAAAUGGCUUUAUAUAGCCAGUUAGACGGCAGUAAAGUCGGUUUGGAAAAACUGGAUACUGCCCUCGCUGAAUCACAAACAUGUAGGAACAGACUCAUCCAACUGGGAUCUUCUUUGUCUGGUUUGUCCGGCUUAUCGCAGCAGUUGCAUGAGUUAAAAAAUCUUUCAACUAAAUACAGUCAACUUGGUGCUGCUAUGGAAAAUAUGAGUUAUCUUGUGAAGGCCCCUGAAACAUUUGAACAGGCUCGAACGUAUCUGGAGUCAGAAAAUCUCUUAGAAGGUCAUAAACUAAUGCAGGAUUUGGAAGGAAUUCGAGAUGAACUGAUGUUUGAAGUUUAUCGACAAAAGUCUAUGGAAGAUUUAGAUACAUUGCGUGCCUUUUUCCGUGAGCUUGAAAAUUUAAAUGACACGUUUAGACACAAAAUAAUUGUUCUUGGAUCACGUUUAACUAGUGCCGUAAUUACUCACAAUCGCUUUGUAGUUAAUUGUGUACGUGUUAUUGACCGUGAAGAGAGAACUGAUGCUAAUUGGAGGAAACGAUCAGAGAAACAUGGUUUUAUGCCAGAUGGACGACCGAAACAAUGGAAAAAACUGUUAUUUGACAGUAUAUUUAAUACUAUAAAAAAUAAGGUGUUCGGAAGCGCUCUAGACAAUGAAAAUGAUAAAAAUAAAUUAGUUCGACACAACGAAGCCAUUAGACAGCAUACACUAGCAGAUUUAAAGAUAGCAAAAAAUAUAUGUCCAACAUAUUUUCCAGCAGAUUAUGCUAUAUUUGAUCGAUUUGUUGAAAUGUAUCAUGAAGCUAUUGGAAUGCAUGUUGAAAGUUUAGUACUUGAGGGUCUGUCUGAUACAGAGAUUGUACAACUACUUGGUUGGAUAAAUUCUUAUCAUACUGAAGAAUUCAUGAAAAAUCCUUUCAUGAAUAUUGACUUUAAUCGACUGAAUUUAAGACAUCCAAUUAAUUUGUUACCUGAUGAAAAAUUAAAUUCACUUCGAAAGCAAUAUGUUUCUAAGACGAUUGAACGACUUAAAUCAUGGUUAGCAAAUUCACUCUUAAAGGAUACUUCUGAUUGGCAACGUUCAACUGGGCCUGAAUUAGAUGGAUCUUCUAAUUAUUUUACCGAUUUGCCUGUAUUAGUCAUGACACCUAUCAAUGAAAUGAUUGGUAAAGGUAAUUUAUUGCAUUAUCUGGGCAAUGCUGUAAGAGAACAAUUUUUUACUCAAUGUGUUGAAGAGAUGGCGCUUUUUGUGAAAGAUUACGAUGAUGAUAUUAAAAAGUACCGAGCAGCCUACAUACAAGACAGAUCAAAAUUUCCAUGCUAUAUAGAAUACAUUUUAGCCAAUGCAAAUGGAGCAUGUAUGAUUGCGCAUAGUUUUGUCACAGUAAUUAUGGAUGAAUUGACUGAAGAUUCACAUCUUAAAGGGAAUCUGACAGCUAGGAUUAGUCAUUUGAAAUCAGAAUAUGAAAAAGUAGCUGAACAAUGGAUAGCUUAUGCUGAAGAAACCGUAUUCAUGGAUUUAAAUCGUGUACUAAGCGUGAUCAUGACAUCUCAAUGGCUACGCCCGGAUGAUAUGACAACACAAUAUCUGGUUGGUACAUUAGCCGAUUAUGACGAAACAUUGAAGCAUACGAGACAAAAUUUAUAUGAUAAAUUAGCUGAAAAAUUGGCUGAACGAAUGUUAAUUGAAUAUUUGAAAGCAUUAAUAAGCCGACGAAGUCCACUUUCUACAGAAUCUGAUAGAAAAAAAGCUGGUGAGAAAAUCACACGAGAUGGACAUGAUUUAAAGAAUUAUUUUGAAGAGAAAAUGAAAGUGAAAAGUGAAGUAAUUGUGGCAUACGACGCUUUAACAACUAUCGGUCAGUUGUUCCUUACUACUGAUACAUCAAUGUUACCCUUGGAUAUUGCUAAUUUGAAACGUCAAUUUCCUGAUGUUCGUUCCGAUCAAGUUUAUGCCUUGCUUGUUGCUCGUGGAGAUGUUACAUCUGACAAUGCUAAAGGAAAGUAUUCAAUUUUUCUUGUGGGUUGUUUUCAUUUUAGCUUCGAUUGUAGUUGGCUGUUUCUCACUGUGGUUAAAUGGUAUUUUAUCGAGGUUGUGUGGUGAAGAACUGUGGAAUCCAAUAGAUGCAUUUCACCUCAUUCGAGAUUCAUCAACUGGAUAUUCCUGCAUCUCUCAGUGAUGUUCACUUGGAGAUUCGAACCCAGCUUAAGUAUCAACAUUUUAUUCGUUGAGUUGCUGAUUCCCAUUACUUACCAGGCCUCUCGUUAGAUAUUGACUUGUGUUGCCAUCGUAUCCCAAGUGUCUUGGAUAAUGGCUUCCUUUCCUUGUGAUUCAUAGAAGUUCAGCUAAUACUAAAGUUACUCGCUUAACAAUCGCAACGCUAACGAGAAUAAUUGUACCUGAUACUACUCCAUUAUUCGGAACUUCUAGAUACAAGUAACUGACAGCUGUUAAUCUUUAUUAAUAUAGAAAAAGUAUCCACUGAUUCAAUACAACUCUCAUAAACCAACAAAACGAAAUGAUGGCUAUACAACAUGCGUCUAAACUCCCAAGGUCAUCGAUGGUGACACUACGCAACGGAAAACGGAGAUUGAGUGCUUUGUUCUUAGCCUUGAGGUGCGUUGCGAAGAGGGUAGGGUUAUAGAAGAGAAACAACAAAAUCAGGCAAGCUAUAGGCACAAACACAUACGUAAGGUGCAACUACUCACUCCAAUGCUGUCUACUUGAUAAAUUGAUCCAAGAUUGUAAUGCACUCCUUAUUGCUAGCUGCAUUUUCCUGGGAUUCAUUAUAUAACAAUCGGCUACGGCUUAGAAGUAGUUUCUACAUGUUUCUUCAACUUUUAGCUUAUCUAAUUUCGUGGUUAGAAUUUUCUUAUUACUUUUCAAUCGUAUGUGAGUACUAUCACAACCGAUUUUCGUUCCAAAAACCUAUGAGCUUCAGUAAUGCUGCAUUCUAUUGUUCAAUAGCUUGACCGUUUUGUCAGGCAUUUCCUGGAUACUCGGACAGGUGGGGUGAGUUAGCAUGUUUAUCCAUACUCAGAUGGUUCGGCAUUCUUAAUGUCCAUUGAUACCCAGUGAGUACCGAUAAGGCGAAGAUUCCAUACUAAACCACAAAUACUCCCGAGUCCCGGUUAAAACUCAGUGUUGAGUAGUAAUUGUAAUUUUUUUCUGAAAGCCAGUACAUAAUGCACCCCAGUUUACAGGCGUCAUCAGGUUGACACAAAUUGUUAGGUAAGCCUUAAUCCACUUAAUCUGAAUAAACAUAGAUUUCAAGUAACUUCCGGGACGAAUUUAAAUUAGUGAGUAUUGAACAAUGAGAGCUGUAGGGAAUGUAAAUGACUCAGUGUACUGGUUUCGUAGCAUAACAUUUAUUAUUUGUUUCAUGUUCAAAGAUGAUGUUGCUUUUAGUUUACAAACUGCCACUACUGAACAUUUGGAUGCUCUUAGAAUAAAAUAUGGUAUAUAUUCUCCAUAGAUGGUACUCAGAGUUUCCUAAGCAUGACUUUCCUAAACUAACGCACCUACUGCUGGGUAUACACUUUCUUGAAGGAAAGCAAAGAAUACAAAUUUAGCGGUACAGAGUACAGGCUCAUAUCUGGAUAUCUAGUAGCUUGUGAGACUGUCAAGAUUUGAGAAGCUAGCAACAAAAACGUCCACCUUGUAUGCUACAAUUAUUACCACAGUUGUAACGGACUCAAUUACUUUUUUCGCCUUUUAGCAAGUCUAACGGUAUGUCGUGAAUUGAUUUCUCCUGGGGAUGACAUAUAACAAAAAAAGUUUCUGAAGGAUGGUGAGAUGUAUGUUAUACCGUCCGUGUUCUUUUAACUUACUCAAUGUGGUUCCUUAGUUUACUGUGAGAUAUCUCUGUGAUGCUUAGUAUUGCAUUUGAAAACUACUAGCUUAGUUUACUUGCCUGAAAUUAAGUAUAAGAAUAGGCCUACCUCGCCUAUUUUAAAGGGUCCCUGCUCUUAUAUACCACAUCGUCUAAGGUAGCUCUGAACACAACCCAUUCUCAAAGUUUCCUCUAUGGGAUAGCUCUGUACUCUUUGGGUUUCAACCGGUUUACAUGAAUAAUCAGCAACCAUCAAGCGGACAUACACUACAUAUGAUAUUGCCCUAGACUUACGCUCGUACAGUUUACAAAUAAUGCGCCAUUAGUUUUCGUGCCUUCAAGCUGACUAAGGUUUCUUGUUCUUAAAGUGUUAUUUCAUUUGAUUAUCCCACGCCAAAGUCUAAGAUAGUAUUUCUUGGAUAUUGGUUUCUCAUCUAAUUCAACGUAGUCUCUAGUUUCAGCAUUCGAUACAGCCACAUUCGUUAAUGGUAAAUCAGUGUUAAUACUUUUUACUUCGUACUGCGACGUGGUAUAGGCUGCCAGUUGAAAUUCGGGGAACAGAUACUAUGAACCACUCGCGAUAUAAAUGGACUUCUGAGUGACUAUAAGGGAUUGCUUAAGCCACCAGUUUACUUGGACUUUAUUUCUUUUGUAAUUUCCAUAACACCAAAAUACCUUUAUGUACUCACUUUUACACUAAAAUAAGUCUACUAAUCACUUUAAAUACUUGUCUUGUGGUCGCUUUAGAAAUUAUCUGACUAUUCGAUACCCGACACAGAGUGUAGUCCAUGAAUAUCGGAAGCAUGUUCUAUUUAAAUAGACAAAUAUAUACUAUGUAGUACAAUAUAAUAAGUAUAUAGAGCGAUCUACGAAAGCUGUAUAUAGUUCUCUGGUCACUUCUUGUUUGGCGAUAUAUGUCAUGACUAAGAAGAAAUCUAUUCACAACAUAUUAUUAAACAUAACGAUCGGUAAAAACCGUAAUUCAAUCUACUACAACCGUGGUUUAAAUUAAGCGGACCCCUUUGUCUUCGUGCUUGCCUCCUUCUCAUUUUACAGCAUCGUUUUCUUGUUCGUUGGUCAAAGACUGUCCUUUAAAAUAAAUAUGUCCAGCUUCUGCAUUUGUCCCCUCUAGCAAGUCGUGAUUGUAAUUUUUACGAGUUUAAUCUUUCACUGAGACUGGCACAUAUAGUUCGUGACUGACAAAUUCCAGAAUUAGGAAACAGGAGAGCAAUAUGUUUAUUACUGUUCAUUAUUCAGUCAUCUCAUUUUUUAUUGUUCGGUUGCUCCUUUUAUUAUGCUUAUUUUCAAUUCUCAUUGAAACUCUUUGUACUCAUUUACUUUUUGAUUGAGUGGAUCAGCCUUAUUGUCACUAUAUUCGGUCGAGCAUCUAACAGAAAGAGAAUUGUGGUAUUCUGGUAUCAAACCCAUGCUUAAAUGUAUUUUCAGUUUAAAAUAUAUGGUGUUAAAUGUUCGAAUUUAUGCCUUUGUGUUAAGUUAUGAAAGCGUUAUCAUAAAUUAAAUUACUUACGACAAGUAGUAGCAUUUCACUUUGAGACCAUUGUGUGAACUCGAAUUUUUCAGUUGUAUCUAACCAUAACACUGUGAUGUACUUUCUUAGCUUUCAGCGGAUUCUCAUUACGGAAAAGAAUUGUCACAGAAGCCAUCACCGUUCGCAAUUUUCACACGAUUAGUUGUCGCAAUGGACACACAUUAGUGCUCACUUUCUGGCGGAAAGAAAUAAUGUCAAGUUUAUCAAUUUCGGGACUGUUUUUUUAAUCCUGUUAUUCUUAUCUUUAUAAUAUAAUCACUGAAUUACUUUCUAC
Schistosoma spindalis is the source of this 5915-nucleotide messenger RNA. NCBI's taxonomy places the organism in Eukaryota, Metazoa, Platyhelminthes, Trematoda, Strigeidida, Schistosomatidae. The record is from the annotation of a GenBank genome assembly.